Saccharomycodes ludwigii is the source of this 4926-nucleotide messenger RNA. It is a transcript of the gene IML1, whose product is annotated as GTPase-activating protein IML1. Lineage: Eukaryota; Fungi; Ascomycota; Saccharomycetes; Saccharomycodales; Saccharomycodaceae. Gene Ontology annotation, biological process: negative regulation of TORC1 signaling; intracellular signal transduction; positive regulation of autophagy. The record is from RefSeq and is a predicted model, not a curated record. Gene Ontology annotation, cellular component: GATOR1 complex. Gene Ontology annotation, molecular function: GTPase activator activity. The transcript has a single exon. The coding region runs from base 1 to 4926 and encodes 1641 amino acids.
AUGAACAAUAAAGAUUACAUUAGAGCUCAAAUACUAAAUAAUAACUCUAAUAUAAAUAGUGUUACUCCAUCUAAUGGUUCAAUACAGUUUUCUCUCAAUAAAAAAGGCGGUAACGACUUCAAGAAUAAUACUACCCCCAUAAACCAAGGCACAUUACUGAUAAAAGAUAAUACUUUAACAAUAGGCUCCAAUUCUAUUAGAAAUGACAGUAACAAUAAAAAUGGACUUAGAAUAAAUAAUAGACGAUAUCAGUUGAAUACCUCGGGAAUUAAAUCAAAAUUCCAAACCAAUAAGAGAAGCAAUAUUACCAAUCAAAAGAUUACUGAUAACACCACUGAGAAAUUUAUGUCUUCUAACAUAGGAUUUAAUGUUACAAAGAAUAUUAAUAACUUAACAAAGGUACCGCAAGAUGGAUAUAAUGCAGUGAAAAUUAAAAAAAAGUCCUAUCCAUUUGAGCUAUAUUUCCACGAUAACAGAUCAUCUAAAGAACCAUUUUUAAUAGAUAUUUCUCAGCUACCCGGUGCUAAAGAAGGGGACUUAGCAGAACUGAAAACAUACCACUCAAAUUUAUUAUCCAAUCAACCAUCAUCAACUUCUGUUUCAGGAAAUUUUAAGCCCAGGAAAAUGCACCAUAAAGUUGAAGAUAAAAAGUUGUACUUUAUUGUAAAAGAUUUCAAUAACAAUGGCACCGCUACUAAUGAAAGGAAAAAUAGCGUCCAUGGCAUCAAUAUUAAAAGUAACAACAGCAUCAAUAAUACCACUGUUACUGGUAACAAUAGCAUAUCGUUAAAUAGAAGAACAAAUAACCCAGCAGUAUCUAUAGCAACUGGGGAAUUACAAAAAAAAUUGGACCUACCAAUUAAAUCACGUGUUUGGAUAAAAUUGAAAAACAAAGAAACAACCCAGGCAGAUCUAAUAGAGUUGAAUGUUAAGGAUUGUCUUGUUAACAGAGGGGAUAUGUGGUUAAUUUCCAACUCAAUGGUUGACACCUGUGUUUACAGUGGACAAAAACUAACUUUUAUAGACUCACUUCGGUUGGCGGCUACAGGCAUAUAUAAAAAUGGUAAAAAAAUUCUAUCCGGGUAUGUGGGAGACAAGACCAAAAUUAUUAUUAGAUCAGAGAGCGCAAAAUUCACUUUCAUUAUUCAAAUAACUGAGGAGAUGUGGCAUUUUGAACAAAAUGGGGAAAUUGUUUUCCACCAAGUGGUCAACUCUUUGUUUCCUAUGAUUUUCAAAAAAUGGAAAAAAAUCGAUACACAUCAUAGUAUCACUAUUAUUCUUUCAGCAAAUGUGGAUUUAUCUAACACGGAUUUUAGAAGUUUAAAGCCAGGUGAACGACAAAAAAAUUCAAAAGAUUAUUAUCGUAUUGUGGCGGAUCAAGUUAGUAUUGCCCACUGGGAUAAAAUCAUGGAAACUCUAAGAAUCGAGUUCAUGAGAUUUUCUAAAGAUUUGCUAAACGUUGUUAAACCAGACGGUACAUCUAAAAUUCAAGGAAGACUAAGCCAAACAGUUAAAACCAAUAUAUUGGAAUCUGUAAAUCUUGCUUCUUGUUUACUUUUAGACCCAUUCAGACAAAUAGACUUAAGACAUACUACCACACACCUAAUAAUUAUUAGUCCGGGUACAGGGUUAUUUGACGUGGAUUAUGAUUUGUUGCAAUUAACAUCAAAGAAGUUGUUGUCACUUGAGUUUACAAUGGACAUUAUUUGUCUAACCCAACCACCACUCCAUAUUGUACCUUUAUUUAGAUAUUUGGAUUAUUCGGGCGAGUUACACCAUUGUAUCCCAAUAUGGUUAAGCAUUUCAUUUUGGAGUGAAGUUUUAAAAAAGUACGGAAAAUGGCAUCCGAGGUGUAAGAUUUAUGAUAUCCAAAUGAUGGGUGUUACUGAAAACGAGCUUAAGGAAGAGAUUACCAUCAGCCCGCUAGUUCCAUUUUCCAGUGUCAAAUCAUUAAAUGAGUUUAUUCAUCAAUAUGAAAAAAAUGUUUUCACUGACCAUUUAUGUUUGGAUAAAAAAAACAGAAAUACAUCUUUUUCAUCUGAUUUUCUGGAAACCUUUAAUAAUACCCAUAGAAUUAAGGAAGCAACUACUAAUGGAGGGUGCAAUUUUUUAUGGCGGGAGCCCAAAUCAUCUGCCCCUGUUUUGAACGAGGUUGAUACUUCUCAAAUUUUUGCAGAUAUUCAUACAGUUAGCGAAGCGCAGUAUGAGGAUACAGAUACUCGUUUAAAACCUAAAAUUUCAAAAGAUUGUCCCUCCCUAGCAACAGAUUCAUUAAAGUCUGCUUACAAAAAUCAAAGUUACAUGACAUCUUUGACUCACAAAGUUGCUUCGAAAAUAUUGCCUGAAUUUUUUUAUCCCACAAAUACUACGAAAAAUCUGCCUGAAAAAUUAACCAAAGGGACCGAUAACCUUUCUUUAAAUGUACAUAAAGAUAGUUUAGGUGAAUAUGAUAACAACAGGGAAUCUUUAAAAAAAAACUUUUCGUCGUUUAGUGGCAGGUCUUUGCUACAUGAUGCGGAAUCUGUUGCGGAGUCAGGUGCUUCUAGAAGUAAUUCUCUGAUACAAGACAAACUAACAGUGACAAAAAACCAGAAGAGGGUUCGGAAAAUCACUGAAAAUGAUACAUGUAUUGAGAUUGAUAAUGCUUCAAUUCCAUUUGAUGAAGAACUGGCAGUUUCUUUAAUACCGGCCAGGUGGAAAGAUGUCUAUCCUAAAUUUGUACCUAAAAGUUAUAGCAAAUGGAAAUCGUUCUCAACUCCGGCGGAUUUGCCGGUUACGACAUCCUUAAUGCCAACCACCUCAGAAUUCGAAGAAUUAUAUGAAUUGCGGAACCAUUCGGUCACUUUAAACCCGGAUCAAGAGAUUUUAACCCCAACACCACUAGAACUUUUGAAAAAAAUGAUUUAUGUCCGAAUUCUAUGCGGAUUUCAAGUUUGCAAGGGGAUUAAGACCCUCAAGAUAGAAGCUUUGCAAGAUUUAGCCAAUCCAAACGUAAGUGCCGUUCUCAACGAUGAUGAUUAUAUUGGUAAGAAAUUUUAUUUGCUUCUUGAAGAUGAGAUUCAUAGAUUAUGUUGUGAUGAUACUGGUGUCAUAAACAUUCAAAGAUACAUAAGGAAAAAAACAUUAAAUACAUUGGAUAGAUUAGGGAGUUACACAUCGAUGAUUAAAACAAGAUACGAAAACAGUUACCGAGCCAUAAGCAUCGACCCAAUUAAUUCUAAAAGAGAGAAAAUGAAUUGGAACCAAGUGGAUCAGAUAUUAGCAGGAUAUGAAGAUUCAGUUUUAGAUAAAAACAAAAAAAUGUUUAGGUCAAAAUUUGUUAUAUUACCGGCAUCUGUGCCUGCAAACACUUUUGGAAUUUCUAGCAAUGCAAAAAAUGAAAAACUUACAGAAGAAGAACUUAGAUUAGAAGGACUUACCAAACUGAUUGCUGCUAUACACAGAUCUAGAUUGAGAUCUGAUGAGGAAAGAAAGAAUAAAAACUUGAGAAAAGAAGAAAUAUUGCCAGAAAUAUACUUUUACACGGGUCCUUUAUUCCAGUUUAUAAGUGGUCAAGCAGAGUUGUUCAAAAACAACAUGAAAGAUUUAAUAGUUUAUGAUGAUUCUGACUCUUUUAACAAAAAUACAAGCAUUGAUGUAAUUUCCUAUGAAUUGCAGCAUGGUAAAGAUCAUUUGACUAUGGUGAAUAGAAUUUGGCAUUGGAAAAAGCAUAAAAAUUGUUUCGUUGGGUCUGCUCUUGUCAAUUGGUUAUUGGAGCAUUUCACAGAUAUUGAAACACGAGAGGAGGCAGUUCUGUACGGACAAGAGCUAAUGAACAAGGGGUUAUUUGUGCAUGUUUUAGAUCGCCAUGGCUUUUUGGAUGGCCAUUACUUUUAUCAAAUUUCGCCAAGCUUUGUUUGUGACGCUAGAGACGAUACUAUUACCACCGCCACCACCACCACCAAUACUACUACUACCACGGCUAAUAACAACAACAACAAUAAUGCAGAUUCUCCAUUAACGUUAUCUCAACAUAGUUUAACAAGAAAUAGAGAUCGUUCAAUUAGUAUGAAGUCUGUAAACAGUAGCAAGUUUACGGCCGCCUUAAAUAUAAUGACUUCUAUUAAAUCGCCUAGAUAUCAUAAUUCAGAUGAAACUAUUCUCUCACCUGAUAUAAAUGAAGAUAUAAUAACUCCUGAGCCAAAACCUAACAUUGUUUUAAGUUCUUCAGUGUACUUAGACCUAGAUCCUUCCGGUCAAUCUUCCAAAAAAGAAAUAUGCACAGUCCAUUUUGAUCGAGUCCAUAACCCAGAACAUUGUUAUCAUAUUAGACUUGAAUGGUUAACUGUUUCACCAAAGCUUAUAGAUAAUUUGAUUAAUAGUUGGUCAAGGUUGUGUGAAAGAUACGGUUUGAAAUUAGUUGAAAUACCUUGGAUAGAAUUGUGCGCUAUACCUUCACAAAAUCCAUUUCACUCUUUUGUUGAUAUCAAAUUGGCUUUAAACCCGUGGUUUGACGAACAUUUUAAUAAGGAUGCUAUUUUAUCAGAGAAUAAGUUUUAUUAUCAUAUUUAUUUACUAGGAAUUUCUGGGUUUUUAUUGGACAAUAGGGCGUCUGCCUUUUUUCACGAUAAUGCACCAUACGAAAUAAUGUAUUCAUGGGGUAAACCUCAAUUUCGAUUGGCUCAAUAUGUUCACAACACAGGUGCUUAUAUUGCUGAAAUUAGAGAAAAUGGAGAUUUGUUUCUUGCACCAAACAAUAUUCAUCUUUCUAGAGUCAAUGUUAACAAUUCGAUUGGAAACUUCCAAGGAUCUACUUCUUCAGCAAAGUACUUUAUUGAUUCACAAAAAAUUAUGUUAGAUUUCAAGAAAACGUGCUUAAAUUAUGAUAAACUUUUACAGAUUUUUACAGACGCCAAGAAGCAAUUGGCUAACCAGCAAGAACUUUAA